This is a messenger RNA of Phasianus colchicus (ring-necked pheasant), 1153 nucleotides long. It is a transcript of the gene RNF152, whose product is annotated as ring finger protein 152. Gene Ontology annotation, biological process: protein polyubiquitination; positive regulation of autophagy; apoptotic process. Gene Ontology annotation, cellular component: lysosomal membrane; lysosome. Gene Ontology annotation, molecular function: ubiquitin protein ligase activity. The record is from RefSeq and is a predicted model, not a curated record. NCBI's taxonomy places the organism in Eukaryota, Metazoa, Chordata, Aves, Galliformes, Phasianidae.
UUUCGUAAGCGGCCGCCGCGCCCGGCUUCGCCGGCGGCAGGACGGAGCGGCGCGGCCUCCCGGUGCGAGCCGCGGGCUGCGAGCAGGGAGGCGGCGGUGCAGGUGCUGAAGAGCUGGAGGUUUCCCUGCGCUUUUGCCAGCCUUCUUGAGAAGAAGCGGUUGAAGGUGGCUGUGGGACACUGUGGCCAGACCCCCACCAGGCUGGCGGUGCCUCGCUGCGCUGUGCCAGCCACCAUGGAGACGCUGUCCCAGGACUCCCUGCUGGAAUGCCAGAUUUGCUUCAACUACUACAGCCCGCGUAGGCGGCCCAAGCUGCUGGACUGCAAGCACACGUGCUGCUCGGUGUGCCUGCAGCAGAUGAGGACCAGCCAGAAGGACCUGCGGUGUCCCUGGUGCCGCGGCAUCACCAAGCUGCCGCCGGGCUACUCCGUGUCACAGCUGCCCGAUGACCCCGAGGUGAUCGCCGUCAUCGCCAUCCCCCACACCUCUGAGCACACCCCUGUCUUCAUCAAACUCCCCAGCAACGGGUGCUACAUGCUGCCCCUGCCGCUCUCCAAGGAGAGGGCUAUGCUGCCGGGAGACGUCGGCUGUCGCCUCCUGCCCGGCAGCCAGCAGAAGUCCCUGGCGGUGGUGACGAUCCCGGCCGAGCAGCAGCCGCUGCAGGGUGGCCUUCCUGCAGAGGCAGGUGCGGAGGAUCCUGACCGCAGAGGCGUGGUGAAAAGCUCCACCUGGUCGGGGGUUUGCACUGUGAUCCUGGUGGCCUGCGUCUUGGUCUUUCUCCUGGGCAUCGUCCUCCACAACAUGUCAUGCAUUUCCAAGCGCUUCACGGUGAUCUCAUGCGGCUGAGGGGUGUGGGGCUGCCCCAGGGUUGCUCACCCAGGGGUUGGGUUGUUGGUGGUGGUGGUAUCGAGUGAGACAAUUCACCGAAACUUUGGCCGAUGACUGCAGGACACUUUGUUCCCAGAUGGUGGUGCACCAGCCUGGCCACAGCCCUCGGCACCAGUGGAGAAACCUAUGUCCAGUGUCUGAUGGUAAUGGCAAUGAGAAGGACUGCAUGCGUCACCAUAAUCAUUUAUCAAAGGGACUGUAAUUUAUGGCAGUUUUUAUUGUGUUAUGAGAUUAAAGACAUCUGUGUCGCUGGUUGUACUGUAAA